GAAUAUGCAUGUAGAUAAGAUUCUCAGGGUUGGAAAAGUUAUAAAAGAAGCAAGAUAUUUGUACAUCAAGUCAGGGAGAAAUUGGCCAGGAAAAGGGUGUUGCUAAAUCUAUGAAUAUCUUCAGUAUUGACCUACAAAGUGUGGCAACAGGAAAGAAAUGCGGAGACAGAUCACCAGCAUAUAUAUCAAUAAUCGGGGAAGAUAACAGCACCAUCUAUGAGACAUUUAUCAAACCUGAUCAUCCCGUAAUUUCAACCAUUGAGCCUUACACGGGAAUAAAGCAAUCUGAUCUAGAUGAUGCCCCAACAAUGGCAGAGGUCACUACAAAGGUCAAGGCUUAUUUUGGUGAACAUCCGACAGUUGUGGGUCAAGAUAGUUCAAAGUACUUUGGUGAAAAGUUAAUGGUAGCAUUUGGCCUGAAGAUGGAGAUAGAUUAUGCAUAUGUGUCCCUGAGUGAAUGGUUUAAAUACAACCACGGACCAGGGAAAAAAUUUCCCUAUCAGUACUUUACUCUGGAGAUAGAGCUAAAGGCAUUACUAGGCAAAGAGCUAAGCAAGGAGCUUGGAGCUAGAGGGAAGGCUUGCAUAGAGCUCUAUAAUGCCUACAAAGAGGUCAAGAGCUGACAAACUGCACCAAUGCAAUGUAUAUCUAUGCGUAGUAUGUCUGAGGUGUCGUUUGCAUCGCAACAUCCAGUCUAUGAAGGGGUGUGCCAAGGUCAUAUCGCGUCAGGACCUAGAGGGAGCAGUUGUCACUGUGGGAUGCGCACACGUGAAAACAGGAAGUGGUAACUUAUAUGUAUCAAAGAAAGUGCUGAGCAUACACGUAUCUAGAUUUUAAACAGUUGGAACUGUAUGCAUCAGGUAAUACUUAUAAAGUUGUCCCUCAUAUACGUAGUGCCUGCUGACCAAUAUGCUCAAAACACAUUGUUAUUGCAAAAUAACAGGUUACAGGUGCAAAUCCAGUGAAAUGGUUCUGAGUGCUAAGAGCUACAUCAUAUUGCUUUUGAUUAUCAAUGGUGCAUCCUUGGAACUUGAUAUUAGUAAUGGAAGUAAUCAGUCCUAACAUAUAAACAAAAAAGUGUGAAUGCAGGAUUGAAACAGUCUUGGUUCUUCACUAAUAGACUGAUGAAUGGCCUUAUACGUACAUGUAUAAGGGACAUUGCUUCCAAACAAUUGUUUUGUCGUUUUUGCCCUUUAUACUCUCUCUCAAUUAACACUCUCUUACCUUCAUUUUCUCAAUGGAAGACUU
This is a messenger RNA of Owenia fusiformis, 1248 nucleotides long. Lineage: Eukaryota; Metazoa; Annelida; Polychaeta; Sabellida; Oweniidae. The record is from the annotation of a GenBank genome assembly.